CACUACUUUUAGAAAGUCGACCCCCCUGUGUUGUGAUUUUCUAGUCCGUCGUCGCGGUCAACGUCGAAAGAGACAUGCUGGCGUGCAGAGGCAUUCAGCGUGGCGCGUGGCGACCAGCUGCUGUCUGCGUGCGGCCAUUUGCAACUGAAACUCCUACGACGGCACAGGCCACCCCGUCACCACCGCCGACGAGCAGCGAUGUCGGUGAACCAACGACGCGUCCGACGCCUCCCAAGAAAACCCGAGCCAGUCUCCACACCGCUAUCAUACUAAACAGAUCCCCUCUCCUCACACGUACACCGACACCGUUCGAACGCGCGUUCUACGCCUACCAAGCCCGGAUCCAUCGAGCAUUGCACAACCCGUUUCCGUACGACUUUUAUUUCAAACAAGGGUCACCACUCGAGACGCGCUUUAACAUCGAGGAGCGCAGACGAGAACGCAAGGCGUUCGGUGCACCGUUCGGCACGGUGAAGUUGGAGGAGAGGGACGAGGCGACGGAGCUUAUGGAGAUGAGCUUGCGAGACGAAACAGACCAAUCUAUGCCUCGGAUUCAUGAAGCGGACGUCAAGAAUGACCGAAAGAAUCUCAACAGGAAGGGUCAGCGCAACUUGUACGCCGUGCUUCGAACAAAUGAAAAUGACAAGGACGUCUGGCGGUUGCCUACUGGUCCGGUCCAAAAGGGCGAACUCUUGCAUGUCUCCGCUAUUAGGAGACUCGGAGAUGAGUGCGGACGGAACAUGGAUACCUGGCUAGUCAGCCGAAACCCAAUUGGCGUAUACCACCCUCCAAAACUGAAUGUGACCGAACCAGAGGCAAAAGACGUCGUGUUCUUUUACAAAGCCCACAUUCUCGCUGGCCAGCUUCGACCCAAGCAGUCACGGUACCAGGACUUUGCCUGGCUAACCAAAGGUGAAAUACGGCGGAUCACAGACGACGAGUAUUGGAAUGGUAUCAAGGAUAUGCUAUCUGACUUCUAAUAAUGUAUAUAUUCACUACCUUGAGAUGACACUAACCAACUACUGCGUCAACCAUAUUACUCCUUCACACCCAGAUCGUAAUAGCAAGUAGAGGGUUAUUUGGGUGCCGAGACAGUUCGCCGGAGUUCAGGUCGUUUGCGA
Molecule: messenger RNA, 1121 nt
Organism: Pisolithus orientalis
Lineage: Eukaryota; Fungi; Basidiomycota; Agaricomycetes; Boletales; Pisolithaceae
Product: 39S mitochondrial ribosomal protein L46-domain-containing protein
Exons: 3
Coding region: 75-980 (301 amino acids)
Cellular component (GO): mitochondrial large ribosomal subunit
Molecular function (GO): structural constituent of ribosome
Source: RefSeq, a predicted model, not a curated record